Molecule: messenger RNA, 2317 nt
Organism: Carassius carassius (crucian carp)
Lineage: Eukaryota; Metazoa; Chordata; Actinopteri; Cypriniformes; Cyprinidae
Product: calsequestrin-1-like
Exons: 12
Coding region: 154-1542 (462 amino acids)
Biological process (GO): regulation of skeletal muscle contraction by regulation of release of sequestered calcium ion
Cellular component (GO): sarcoplasmic reticulum lumen
Molecular function (GO): calcium ion binding
Source: RefSeq, a predicted model, not a curated record
CUCUCUCUCUCUCAUGCACUCACCUAAUCCCACCCCCUAAAACACUCUUGACCCUGUUACUCGUCUCUUUUACCCGUGUGUAGGGGUUUCAUACAGGGGGCCUCAGGACUUGGUCUUGUCUGUUCUGGGUGGUGGGGAUCACAGUACUGAAUCAUGAAGUGGAACCUAGUGUUCCUUGGGCUCCUUCUGACCUUCGGGCAGCUGUCAUGGGGGCAGAAAGGUAUGGACAUCCCGGAGUACGAUGGAAAGGACCGCGUUCACGACUUAAAUGCCAAGAAUUACAAGUCUGUGAUGAAGAAAUAUGACGUGAUGGUGGUGUACUACCACGAGCACGUAGGAUCCAGCAAAGUCGCCCAGAAACAGUUUCAGAUUGAGGAGCUGGCCCUUGAGCUUGCUGCACAAGUCCUGGAGGAUCUUGACGAUGAGGACAUCGGAAUCGGCCUACUCGAUGAAAAGACAGACAAAGCUGUUGCCAAGAAAUUAGGUCUGGAUGAGGCUGACAGUAUCUACAUCUUCAUUGAGGACGAGGUCAUUGAGUACGAUGGAGAGCUUGCUGCGGACACACUGGUGGAGUUCCUCUAUGAUGUCAUUGAGGAUCCAGUUGAGAUCAUUGACAAUAUGCGAGAGUUGAAAGGUUUCCAUAAUAUUGAGGAGGAUAUCAAGCUGGUGGGCUUCUUCAAGAGUCAGAAAUCUGAGCACUACCAUGAAUAUGAAGACGCAGCAGAAGAGUUUCAUCCACACAUCAAGUUCUUUGCCACCUUUAGUCCAAAGGUUGCUAAGUCUCUAGACUUGAAGUUGAAUGAGGUGGACUUCUAUGAGCCCUUCAUGGACGAACCCGUCGUCAUCCCUGGUAAACCCUACAGUGAGAAAGAACUUGUUGACUUCAUUGAGGACAAUGACAGGCCAACACUGAGGAAAAUGCAGCCAUACAACAUGUAUGAGAUCUGGGAGGAUGCUCUUGAUGGCGAGCAUAUAAUUGCUUUUGCUGAGGAGGGAGACCCAGAUGGCUUUGAAUUCCUUGAAAUCGUGAAGGAGGUGGCAGAGGAUAACACAGACAAUCCCAACCUGAGCAUCGUCUGGAUCGACCCUGAUGACUUCCCUCUGCUUGUCCCCUAUUGGGAGAACACCUUCGACAUUGACCUGUCCUCACCUCAGAUUGGUGUAGUGGAGGUUGAUGAUGCUGAGAGUAUCUGGUUUGAUAUGGAUGAUGAUGAUGACAUGCCAACAGUUGAAGAGCUGGAGGAUUGGCUGGAGGAUGUGCUAGAGAACAAAAUCGAUCCUGAUGACGAUGACGACGACGAUGAUGAUGAUGAUGACGACGAUGACGACGACGAUGAUGAUGAUGAUGACGAUGAUGACGAUGAUGACGAUGAUGAUGACGACGACGACGAUGAUGAUGACGACGAUGAUGAUGAUGACGACGACGAUGAUGACGACGAUGAUGAUGAUGAUGACGACGAUGAUGACGACGAUGAUGAUGAUGAUGACGACGACGAUGAUGACGACGAUGAUGACGACGAUGAUGACGACGACGACGAUUAAACUCUUACCAUUUUACAUUAUCAAAACUAAAGUCUGUUUAAUUGCAAUUGUCUAAAUCAUCAACGUGAUAAAAAUUCCUUUGUUAUUUUUUGUCGGAUAUCACAAGGUUAAAAAUUUCAUCAUUUAACUGUGACCUUCCACGCAUAUCUAGGAAUGCACUCAUCAUUCUCUCUCCUAUUGACCCAAUUGUGUAUUCAAAGACCACUCUCUCUCUUAAACCUUCAGAUAUUCAAAUGUUGACAUCACUUCUAAAACCAGAAUCAUUGGCAAAAGAUGUAUUCCUUUCAGUUUAUUCCCAUCCAUUUAUUUCAUUCAGAAGGACAUACUGUAAUUGGCAGUUAAAUAACCACUAAUACAUUUGGAAAAGGAACUGACUUUCAAGGAUAAAAAAUGUUAAACAAAAUUGUAAGAUAGUCAGAGGGAGCAGUAAGAUUAUUUUAAGUGUACAUCCAUCUGUUAAAUUAGUUGUUAUUGUCUCAAUGUUUAUUUGUAUUAAUAUGUGGAUGGAUUGUUUGUCCCACUGUGAUAGGACCUAAAGGUGCUAAGCAGGCUUUUCCUCAAGGUCAUUUGCCAUACCUUCUUUCUUUGUUAAGACAGGAUGUGACCUUAUGUGACAUUAGACAGAGAAGGGAUUGUCAAGCCUUCCUUCAGUGUCUAAAAAAUGCAGUAAAUCACACGUUUUCUACUGAAAAGACACAUGAAUAUUUUAUUAUUUUUUAAUAAAGACAACUUGGUCUGACUCUUAAGUCUUAAAAUAAAAACAGAUUGGAAUAAA